UUUUGAAGUGUUUGUCUUUGGUCAUUUUCAACACACAUCAAUCUCGCAUAAUCGAUUUCUUCAUUUUUCAACAAAGGGGGAACGAACGAACGAACCAACCAAAAACCCUAAUUUUGCAUCUCUCCUUUCUCCAAAAUUUCACCUUUUUUUAAACUCAAAAUCCCUUUUUUCAAUUUCUCCGUCCUCAACAUGGCGUCUCGAAACUGUCGGUGGGAGCUCCUAGUCGCAGCUUCGCUAACCCUAACUUUAGCUUUGAUUCACCUGGUGGAAGCUAACUCAGAGGGAGAUGCUCUCUACGCUCUUCGCCGUAGCUUAUCCGAUCCGGACCGUGUUCUCCAGAGCUGGGAUCCAACUCUUGUUAAUCCCUGUACCUGGUUCCAUGUCACCUGUAACCAAGACAACCGCGUCACUCGUGUGGAUUUGGGUAAUUCAAACCUUUCUGGACAUCUUGCGGCCGAGCUUGGAAAGCUCGAGCAUUUGCAAUAUCUAGAGCUCUACAAGAACAACAUCCAAGGAACUAUACCUUCUGACCUUGGAAACCUGAAGAACCUCAUCAGCUUGGAUCUGUAUAACAACAAUCUUACGGGGACAGUUCCUACCUCUUUGGGAAAAUUGAAGUCUCUUGUCUUUCUACGGCUUAAUGACAACCAAUUGACCGGCCCAAUCCCGAGAGCACUCACAGCAAUCCCAAGCCUUAAAGUCGUUGAUGUCUCGAGCAAUGAUUUGUGUGGAACAAUCCCAACAAGUGGACCUUUUGCACACAUUCCUCUGCAGAAUUUUGAGAACAACCCGCGAUUGGAGGGACCUGAAUUACUCGGUCUUGCAAGCUACGACACUAACUGCACCUAAAAAACCUGGCAAAACCUGGAAAGAAGAAAUGGGGGGUGACCUUGUAAGAACACUUCACCACUUUAUCAAUUAUCACAUCUAUUAUUAUGUAAUGCAGUAUAUAUAUGUAGUAAAAAAAAUGAAGCAGUCUCAAUUGAGGCAGAGACCACCCAAAGACUCACGUCUGUGUAUGUAAAAUUUCUAAAUGCUGACUUUCGCUUACUGUAACAUUUGUAUCGGUAUGGUAUCAAGUUAUUUGUCUUGUCUUCAUCAAAA
Molecule: messenger RNA, 1104 nt
Organism: Camelina sativa (false flax)
Lineage: Eukaryota; Viridiplantae; Streptophyta; Magnoliopsida; Brassicales; Brassicaceae
Product: leucine-rich repeat protein 1
Source: RefSeq, a predicted model, not a curated record